Drosophila hydei is the source of this 638-nucleotide messenger RNA. RefSeq names its product C-type lectin 37Db-like. Bases 51 to 575 code for a protein of 174 amino acids. The transcript is spliced from 2 exons. Lineage: Eukaryota; Metazoa; Arthropoda; Insecta; Diptera; Drosophilidae. The record is from RefSeq and is a predicted model, not a curated record.
GUUGUUCAAACUAAUUUUGCAUUCGUGAGUUGCUACUGCUACAUGCCAAAAUGAGAUGUUCUCUAUUUGUUCUUCUCGGAGUCUGUCUCUACAGUACAUCUGCAUAUGACUUCAACUAUCCGAGCAAGCCUGAAAUCAAUGUGACUUGUGAUAAUAGCGAGGAGCAGAACUAUGUCAGGCUUGGUGAGAAGUACUACUUCCGAGGUCCAUCAAAGGUGAACUGGUUCGAAGCCGCACACAUAUGCCGAAAGUUUGGUGGAGAUCUGGCCUUGAUCGAAUCAGAAGACGAGAUGGCUGUUAUUUCCAACUAUCUUGAGAGUCAGGACAAGGACGGGUGGUACUGGAUAUCGGGCAACGAUCUUGUCACAGUUCACAAGUUCAUGUCAAUAGCUGACGGAUUGCCACUGAAAUUUACAUCCUGGUCCGCGGGUCAGCCCGAUUUUCCUGGUAAAGAGCAGUGCAUGCACUUGUGGUUCAGAGACUCUGCUUUCCGAAUGAAUAACUGGAAGUGCACCGAAAAAGCAAAGUACCUGUGCCAGAGACAGAACUAUACACGCUGUAGCGACAGUUGCUAGACUCAGUCGAAAAGUCUAUAUACCCGUUUUAAAAUAAACUUGCAAUGAAGUUAAAGAAAUGUA